AUGGAAAAAUCUAUUAUAUAUCCAAAUUGUGAUUUUACUAUUUGGUUUCGUUCAGUAAAUGAAAAUAAUAUUACGGAAACACCUAUCGAAGGAAAAACAACAGGAAUCAUUCCGAAUUGGAUUAAUGGUUGUUUAUAUCAGAAUGGUCCUGGUUUACUUGAUGUAACAGGAAAACGUGUUCAACAUUUAUUUGAUGCUUUCUCACUCAUACAAAAAUUUACAAUAAAAAAUGGACAUGUUACAUAUCAAAAUCGAAUACUUCAAUCUGAUGCUUACAAACAAGCAUAUAAAACUGGUCGAUCAUGUUAUUCUGAAUACGGUACAUCAAAAUAUCAAGAUAAAUCAGAUUCCUAUAAUAACAAACAUGAAUCUGUAUCAAGUUUAAGUUGGUUUUUAACACGAAUUCAGCAAUUAUUUCAUUUUAAAAAUGAUUUUCGAACAGAUAAUGCAUUAAUUAGUAUUUAUCCAUAUAAAAUCAAGAAUGAUAAAAUAGGAUUAUUUGCUAUGACAGAGACUCCAAUUAUGCAUGAAAUAGAUUCCAAAACAAUUGAAACAUGUUCAAAAUUUAAUGUUAGUGAACAUCUACCUAUUGUUUCUCAUUGUGCUCAUGCAGUUAUUCUCAAUGAUGGAACAAUACUUAAUGUUGGUUUAGCAUCAAGUUUAACGGGCAUGAAUUAUGUUCUAUUUGAAUUUCCAGGUUUUUCAAAUUCAAAUAAUGAAGAUAAUCUUAUGAAUCAAUGUAAAACUUUAACAAAAAUUCCAAGUCGUUGGCCAUUUAAUCCAUCCUAUAUGCAUACAUUUGCUGUAACUGACAAUUAUAUUAUACUUGUCGAACAAUCACUUUGUAUUUCUCUUGCUCAACUUAUUCAACUUACUAUAACACAUGGUCCAAUGACAGAUGCACUUGUUUGGCAUGAAAAUGAACCAGUUCGUUUUCGACUUAUUAAUCGUCAUACAAUGACUGAAUAUAAUGAUUAUACUUAUUUAUCAUCGGCAUUCUUUUUUCUUCAUAUAAUCAAUGCCUAUGAAGAUAAUAAUCAUCUUGUUAUUGAUAUUUGUUGUUAUGAUAAUGCUGAUAUGCUUGAAUGUAUGACAAUUGAAGCACUUGAAAAUGCUCAAGAAAAUCCGGAUUAUUAUAAACAAUUUCGUGGUAGACCAAAACGAUUUGUUUUACCUGUUGGAAUGAAUCAUGAAGAUGAAAAUUUCAAUGGUUUAGAUUAUACAACAUGUGAAAUUAAAUUAAUUGAUCGAAAAAAAUUAUGGAUUGAACCAGAAAUAAUUGUUGAUUUAGGUUGUGAAUUACCUCAAAUUGAAUACUUUAGAUUUUAUGGAAAAUUCUAUCGAUUUUUUUAUGCGAUUAAUAGUGAAGUUGAUUAUAAAUAUUGUGGAGCUCUUCGAAAAAUUGAUAUUCUUUCGAAAACAUGUCAAAUUUGGCAUGAAACAGGAUGUUAUACAUCAGAACCAAUUUUUCUACGAAAUCCUUCAGAUGAAACAGGAGAAGAAGAUGAAGGUGUUUUAAUUAUGUCAUUAUUAAGAAGUAACCAUGAAAAUGAAGUAAGUUUAUUAAUUCUUAAUGCUCAAACUAUGACAGAGAUGGGACGUGUUGAAUUUAAUACUAAUGGUCCUGUACCAAAAUGUCUUCAUUGUCUAUGGAUUGAUUCAAUUAAUGAAUAG
Adineta steineri is the source of this 1674-nucleotide messenger RNA. The record is from the annotation of a GenBank genome assembly. Lineage: Eukaryota; Metazoa; Rotifera; Eurotatoria; Adinetida; Adinetidae.